AUGUCAGAGGCCGCCGCCGAGGAGGCGCCAGCCGACGCCGGCGCGGCGCUGGAAGCGGAGCUCGACGCCGCGGCGGCGGACCUCGCCGCCGCGCCCGCCGCGGCGCCGCCGUCGGACGGAGGCGCCGCGACGGAACCCGCGCCGCCCGCCGAGGCGGCGGAGGAGCCUGCGCCGCCGGCCGACGGAGGCGCCGCCCCCGCGACGGAACCGCCGGCCGAAGCGGAGGAGGAGCCCGCACCGGCCGCGCCCGAGGCCGAGGCCGACGAGGACCUGCCGUCGUUCGUUCCCGCGGCAGAAGAAGAAGACUCGUUAGCACCAAGUGCCGAGUUGUACGACUGCGAGAAGGGCUGUGGCUAUAGAGGCACCUUUGAUGAUGUGGAACUCCACGAGCAGACCUGCAAAUAUCCCGAUGUCACUCCGCCGGCGACCGUCGAAGAGGAGUCGCAGGAAGAAACGCUCAACACGGCGCAAUUGGAUCUCAGUGAUCUGUUCAAUGCGUCCGCACUCACGAACCUCUUCCAAGGGUUGCAGCACCAAUUGAAACACCAGCAGAAGAGAUUAGGACAACUCGAAAGUCAAACACAUGAGUUGGAAGCGGCUCGCCUAGCGCAUGCGGCGGAGAAGGAGAUCUGGGAGGUCCAGCAGGCCGAGCUACGGCACGAGUUGGAAAGGGACAAGCGCAUGUUCGAUAGAAAAGUCAGACAAGCGGUAAGGGAUAGCCUGGGCGGCUUACACGUUUUACAAAAUGAACUCAACCGGGAGAAGGGCAUGAAGCGCCUAUGCGCCUACAUGACGGACAAGGAGAUGAAAGUGCAAGGAAUGUAUUUCAACUCCUGGAAGCAUGCGGCAAAUGAGAUCACGCUGUUCAUAAAAAAAAAAAAGAUUUUAUUAAGAUUGGGCAACAUGGGCGCGAACCACGGUAUCAUCCUGGGCUGGUCGAACUGGCUCGAGAAGCACAAGGCCCAGAAGCACAAGGAGGGCAUGGCUCGAGGCUUUGAGAGACUAGUGGAGAUAUGUGUAGAAAAGCAACAAAAAAAACGGAGCUUCCACCACUGGACCGAGAUCAUCUUAUGUGAACAGCUGCGGGAGGCCGUCGGCCAUACGGGUGCCGAGGAGGACUUUUCGAUGGAGCCCGACGAAAAUCAAGCGGAGAUUUUCAGGAUUGCCGAGAAGGCCGCGAGACCCUACAUGAUGCGCGCGGCCCAGGCCGCCGAGGCCCUGAAGCUGCGAGAUGCGUUCGAGAACUGUUCGUUUGGCUUCAUGGCUUCGUUGAAGGUCCUCGAGGCCGAGGACGACAUUGUUCGUAGGAAGGAGGAGCGGGAGAUGGCUCUCAAAGAUGAAGCGUUGCGGGCGUCGUUGGCGUCUGUUGCUUCUGCUGCUGAGGAUAGACGAGUAGAAGGUAUGGACGAGCUCGAGGAGCGGCUCAAGGAAUUUAUUGGCGCGUCGGUGACGUCUGCUACGACUCUACUAGAUGCCAAGUUCGGUUCAUUAAUUACGAAGACCUGCGACGACCUGGAGCAUAAAGUGAAUGCGAUCCAUGAAACGUUGACUGAGAGAGUCGAUGAGUUAGAAAGACAGAUCAAGUCGACUCAACGGGAUGCCGAGGUCAAAGCGCUAGCUAACCAGCAGGAGACGGAAGCGACGCUAUCUUCCUACAGCGACGAAGUCACCUCAUUAAGAACUGAUUUAAGGGGCGUGUCCGUCGACGUCGUCGGCCUCGACAGGUCGCUGCGAGAUGUGUACGAGGAUGUUAGAAAACAUGUACUGUGGGAACAGCUCCAGCGCAAGGAGGCCCAGGACGCGUCGCAAGCGUGGCUAAGGGCAGCAUUAGGCCACCACAAGCACGAAAAAAUAAUUUGUUCCUCGUCGACGAAAAGUGAGAGAACAGCAGCUUUCAAAAAAGAACGGGACCACAUCGCUUCAUCGAUAGCGAGGUUGUUGAAUGGCCUAACGACAGCGUCGCAACUGACGGGCGAGGGCGUCGCGCCGCCUCGACUUGAAGUAAUAGAGUCCGGCUUCGUCGAUGAUGUGAUCGAGGAAGCGACACCAUCGUUAAGACCGAGGACGCCCCAAAAACUCGAACCCCUCGUCCUCACGUCGGGCUUCGAGACGGGGCGCAUCAAGGGUAGUUUGUGGGACGAAGUGGAGAUAACGAAGCAAAUGUAUCGGGGCCGCAUCGACGACGUCCACGAGUCGUUGAUGAGCACGCAAUCGAAGCUGCCCAAGGCAUUGGGGGCCGCGCCGCCGCGGCCCCACCCCCAGCGGCUCGUUGAGCGAGUUUUUGCGCCGUACGAGGAUUUGGUCAAGGAGAAGGGUCGGCUCGUCACGGUGCCCUCGGAACUAGCUUAUGCGGCGGCCUAUGCCGCAAAAGCAUUGUCGGACCACGUCGCCGCGGCGGCGAACCUGGAGGAGAUCGCUCGAGUAGCUCGAGGCACGGCGGCCUAUCAAUUACCUUCCGCUACUGUUGAGUAUAGUGAGCGGACGGGCCGAGGCUUCACGACCGAGGCGGUCAGCGGCCUGACGGGGGGCCCCGACGGCAUUGCGAACCGAAGGAUAGAAUUGGUCAGGGAAUUCGUGCGAGAGCUCCAGGACGCGUGUGUUCGCUUGAGACCGCAGGCCGGCGCUUUGAGAUUAGAGGCGCGCGUGCGCUUCGUGAGGAGGUUCCACGAGGCCUGCGACAGCGCCCUCAGCGUCUACGACCAGGUGAUUGCCGAGGCGCCGACGCUCAUGGGCCGGUCGUCCAAGCUGCCGGCCUGCGUCGCCUGCAACCGGCCCCUGCCCACGAAAAUUCAAAGGGAACCGCGCCGCGACGACCCGGCGCCGCCGCCGCCCCGGGAAACGCGGCCGCCGCUGACCGAGGUGCAACAAUUGCUCGCGUCGCGAGGACCGGAAUUACCCCGGCCGCUCUCGGCGUCGAUCACGCGUCGCGACGCCGAGAUCGACGCGACGACGCCCAAAAUCGAGCGCCGGGGCUUCCGCACGACGCGGCCGCAGUCGCGGAGCGGGCGCGUCGCGCCGCGAUGA
This is a messenger RNA of Pelagomonas calceolata, 3024 nucleotides long. The record is from the annotation of a GenBank genome assembly. NCBI's taxonomy places the organism in Eukaryota, Pelagophyceae, Pelagomonadales, Pelagomonadaceae.